AUGAUACCAUCCAUCGGUUCAGAUUUAGUUGGUCGAGGUGAGCUCAUUGGAUUCCCUCUUCAUCUUUGGACUGACACGAACCUAAGAAACACAGGUGGUAGACUCGGUCAUGUCGAUACUCUGGAGCUUACAGAGGGGCGCAUGCUCAUAGAGGUUGAUUCACGCCGUCCACUGAAGUUCUCUAGGAAAGUGGAAUAUGAGGGAGAUGAGGUUACGAUCGAAAUAAAGUACGACAAGCUUUUCAAACAUUGUACAAUCUGUGGUUUGCUAUCUCAUGAGAAGGGAUAUUGCCCCUUAAUGGAUGUUAGAUCAUGGUUACAACAUGUGGAAAGGCCUGACGUUUUUUCCCGACUGCAGCGGGCUCAGGAUAUGCCUCGCCAAAACUGGAGUCGUGAUGCUCUGGUAAAUGCUAGACCCUCCCAGCAGUCGUCGCUGCAGAACCGGGAGCUGCAAUCUUCACGAUAUUAUACGUCUAAGCCGGUAAGGUAUGAUGAUAAGAGUACGCGAGGACAGGGGCCUCGCUACUGGGAGAACGACAGCAGUCGGGGUCGUCACUCGGAUAGGAUUAUCCGUAGCAGAGACGAUCAUUUAGGGAGGAACAGGUAUGGUAGGGCACGGGAUAAUCCUGGUCCCUAUGCGCGUCCAAACGAGAAGGCAUGGAAAGUGAAACCGAAGACGCAUGAAGUGGGAAGGGGUCAGUCUGCUGUUGAUGAGGAUGCAAUGAUUCGAGGAGCUACGUCCGGUGAGAUAGAAAUACAAAGUUUUUUCAUGCACUAA
Messenger RNA from Brassica rapa (field mustard), 777 nucleotides. RefSeq lists its product as uncharacterized. The record is from RefSeq and is a predicted model, not a curated record. Lineage: Eukaryota; Viridiplantae; Streptophyta; Magnoliopsida; Brassicales; Brassicaceae.